AUGUACGGAACGAAGUACGGCCGGGGCCGCGCAGCGACUCCAGAACCAGUAGAGACACCACCAGCACCCGCAGCAGCUCCAGCAGCGCCAGCUCCAGGGUCCUCAGCACCAGAAGUAGCCCCAACUCCAGGGUCCGCAGCACCAGCAGCAGCGCCAACGUCAGGGUCCGUAGCACCAGCAGCAGCUCCAACUCCAGGGUCCGCAGCACCAGCAGCGGCUCCAACUCCAGGGUCCGCAGCACCAGCAGGAGCUCCAGCACCAGGGUCCUCAGGACUAGCAGCAGCAGCUCCAACUCCAGGGUCCGCAGCACCAGCAGCAGCUCCAACUCCAGGGUCCGCAGCACCAGCAGCACCAGUAGAGCCUCCAGCACCAGCAGCAGCACCUCCAGCAGCUCCAGCACCAGCAGCGCUAGCAGCAGCACCUCCAGCAACUCCAGCACCAGGGUCCGCGACACCAGGCGCGCCACUCCGGAGAGUGCAGCGCCGCUCGUACCACUCACGGAUCCGCUCAAGAGAGGGCAGCUCCCGCUGA
Messenger RNA from Closterium sp. Yama58-4, 531 nucleotides. The record is from the annotation of a GenBank genome assembly. NCBI's taxonomy places the organism in Eukaryota, Viridiplantae, Streptophyta, Zygnematophyceae, Desmidiales, Closteriaceae.